AUGCAUUCGGGAGGUGCCACUGCGGCUUCACUCCACCCUUCAAACGAAAAUGUAACUGAGGCACCACCGUUUGAUGUAAAGGCGUUAAAAAAGGACAUUGAAGACAUGCUCUCCAGCCGCAUGUCCAAGGGGCCUCUCUUCGUGCGACUUGCAUGGCACGAGGCUGCAUCAUGGGACUGCCGGAAAAAAGAUGGGAGCCCCAACUCCGCCUCGAUGCGUUUCCACCCGGAGUGCGAUUAUGCCGACAACAAGGGGCUUGAUAAAGGACGAGAUGCGCUGGAGCCGCUUAAGGAAAAGUACCCGAACAUUUCGUACGCCGACUUGUGGUCCUUUGCCGCGGUGGUCUCGAUUGAGGCGAUGGGCGGUCCGAAGGUUCCGUGGCGGUGGGGACGCGUGGAUGCCAAGGACGGCAGCGUCUGUGGCCCCGAUGGACGUCUUCCUGAUCCAUCCAAAACACAGGAUCAUGUGCGGGAUAUCUUUUCACGUCUUGGCUUCAGUGAUGAGGAGGCUGUUGCUUUGAUCGGAGCUCACACCUGUGGCGAGUGCCACUUGAGGAACACUGGCUAUGUGGGUCCAUGGACACACGACAAGUACGGCUUUGAUAACUCUUUUUUUACGGAACUCCUCGGCAACGAGUGGGUAUUGAACCCCGAUGUGAAGAAAAUGCAGUUCAUGGACAGAAACACCAAGCGUAUUAUGAUGUUGCCUGCAGAUGUGGCUCUUCUCCUUGACGACAAGUACCGCUCCAUCGCGAAAAAGUACGCGGAUGAUAAUGAUGUCUUUUGCAAAGCCUUCAGCAAAGCCUAUCAAAAGUUGCUUGAGGUUGGCACCAAGAACCUAAAGUCUCUCCCGGCGGAGGAGAAAUAG
Molecule: messenger RNA, 867 nt
Organism: Trypanosoma conorhini
Lineage: Eukaryota; Euglenozoa; Kinetoplastea; Trypanosomatida; Trypanosomatidae
Product: ascorbate-dependent peroxidase
Exons: 1
Coding region: 1-867 (288 amino acids)
Biological process (GO): response to reactive oxygen species; hydrogen peroxide catabolic process; cellular response to oxidative stress
Molecular function (GO): heme binding; peroxidase activity
Source: RefSeq, a predicted model, not a curated record